Messenger RNA from Fundulus heteroclitus (mummichog), 2267 nucleotides. Its product is annotated as beta-chimaerin. Gene Ontology annotation, molecular function: GTPase activator activity. Lineage: Eukaryota; Metazoa; Chordata; Actinopteri; Cyprinodontiformes; Fundulidae. The record is from RefSeq and is a predicted model, not a curated record. Gene Ontology annotation, biological process: positive regulation of GTPase activity; regulation of small GTPase mediated signal transduction; signal transduction.
AAUCCACAGCGCCAGAGCUGGCAUCAUGUGGUUCAACCAGUCGGGCUCCUCCAUGGCUCAUUAAACAGCAGCUUUCAAGAAAAGAAAAAAACCCCUGGGAUUUUACAGACAGGGGGAAGAAAAGUCGGUUGUUUUGCUUUUCCCCCCUGACAGCGUUUCAAACUUUCGCUUUAAGAAGGCGCGUCUACGCCGCCGUGUGUUUAUCGCAGCCCUUAAAGUGGCACAUGGAAAGCAGAGCCGAUCUGCGCAUGGAGGAAAACUCCGGCGUUCCUGCUCGGUGCGCGGACACGCUUCGGCGGGGCUGAUCCACACGGAGCGUGUUGUGAUCUGGUCGUGGGUAAAUGCGGCAGCCCCUCGCCGCGCCGCGCCGCGCCGAGGAGCAGGAGCAGGAGGAGGAGAAGGAGGAGGAGGGGGUGGAGGAUCAGCAGAUUCCGACAGACGGACAGGACUGGCGGUGGGGUUCCAGAUUUAAAGGAGGCAUGAAAUGAUCAGCCGUCAAAAAGGUGCAGCGCGUUGAAGUGGCAUGGAGGCACCGCCGGGGACGAGCCGCCGUGAGCCCACCUUGGCCAACUGGGAGUGACCGAGUCUCCAAACUGGCUGGGAUGGCAGCGUCCAGCACCUCCAGCCUCUCAGGUUCAUCCGUUUCCUCUGAUCCUGAUGACUAUCAGCCGCCUAUAUGGAAGUCCUACUUGUACCAGCUCCAGCAGGAAGCUCCGAGACCGAAGAGGAUCACAUGUCCUCAGGAGAUGGAGAGCAGACCCAAGUACUAUGGCAGAGAAUUUCAUGGCAUCAUAUCUCGAGAAUAUGCAGAUGAGCUGCUGGCGGGUACAGAGGGGGCUUACCUCAUCAGGGAGAGCCAAAGACAGCCUGGGACUCACACCUUGGCCUUAAGCUUUGGACACCAGACCCUCAACUACAGGUUGUUUUAUGACGGGAAGCACUUUCUCAACUACAGGUUGUUUUAUGACGGGAAGCACUUUGUCGGGGAGAAGAGGUUCGAGUCCGUCCACGACUUGGUGACGGACGCUCUCAUCACUCUCUACAUCGAGACCAAGGCGGCGGAGUACAUCGCCAAAAUGACCACCAACCCGAUCUACGAGCAUCUGGGCUAUACGUCUCUGCUCAAAGACAAGAUGGUGCACAGACUGAGCCGGGGGCGCACCGAGCCUCGCCGGGUCACCUUCCAGAGCGAUGACAGGAUCUCCUCACCUGUGGUGCGACGGAGUGCCUUGAAAGACACGCCUGAGAAGCUGAGCUCCUAUGAAAAGAUCCACAACUUCAAGGUACAUACCUUUCGAGGGCCACACUGGUGCGAGUACUGUGCCAACUUCAUGUGGGGCCUCAUUGCCCAGGGGGUCCGGUGUUCAGAUUGUGGGCUGAAUGUACACAAACAAUGCUCCAAACUGGUUCCCAGCGACUGCCAGCCGGACCUGCGCAGGAUAAAGAAAGUGUACAGCUGUGAUCUCACCACGCUUGUCAAAGCUCACAACACCACGCGGCCCAUGGUGGUGGAUAUGUGCAUUCGAGAGAUAGAACUCAGAGGUAUGAAAUCUGAGGGUCUGUACAGAGUGUCUGGCUUCUCAGAGCACAUUGAAGAUGUUCGACUCGCUUUCGAUCGAGAUGGUGAGAAGGCAGAUAUCAGUGCCAGUGCCUAUGCAGACAUCAACAUAAUUGCCGGUGCUUUGAAGCUCUACUUGAGAGACCUCCCCAUUCCAGUCAUCACGUUUGACUUGUACUCCAAAUUUAUUCAAGCUGCAAAACUUCCAAAUGCUGAAUCCAGACUGGAGGCGAUCCAUGAGGGGUUGCUGCAGCUUCCCCCAGCACACUAUGAAACCUUACGUUACAUGAUGGCUCACCUCAAAAGGGUCACGACGUUCGAGAAGUACAACCUAAUGAACGCAGAGAACCUGGGGAUCGUCUUCGGUCCGACUCUCAUGCAGCCUCCGGAGCAGAACGCUUUGACGACCCUGAAUGACAUGAGGCAGCAGAAGCUGGUGGUGCAGCUCAUGAUCGAACAUGAAGAUGUCUUAUUCUGAGGGCAAAGGCCUGCAGAGAUGGAGGCCACGGACAAUUAUUUAUUCUGUCAAAGAGGAAAGUCAAGCCAACUGUAUUUAAGUCAAGACUCUGAAAUGUUUGCAAACGAAGCCGAACUUGAAACUUCUUUUUUUUUUUUUUUUUUUUUUUUUGCAUGACGAAUUUAGUUGGUUUUGUCGUUACUGUAAGUUUGGGGGUUUGCAAACUCAGCCAAGAGAAGAGUUUUUACAUGA